UCGCCGCCGAAGGCCGCUCAUUCUAACCCAUUUCUUUUUAAAUCUUCUAUUACGGACCUAUUAUUUACUAAUUGUAUCAAGCAUUAUGCCCGCAAAUCUCCAUUCGAACCUCUGGUCGGUGAUCCGACAGGAUAGCAUUAGUACUACUGUUAGGGAGGAUGAUGAAGAGCCUUUCCUCCCAGUUUACGAACCCCCUGUGGGAAGCAAAGUGUAACUCUGUGCUCCAAAUGGCUUCUUUUGUCGCUGAUUGAUCUGCUCCGUUACUUAUCCAUUGUGGGGUCGUCUAUCUAUGCGGUGUCGAUCAUGAAUAUUAGAUAUCGGGGACCGCCUCUCGCACUGGCAAGAUCGAUUACUUCAAAUCUCUCAGAAUCGUUUUUGCAGAUGGAUACACAAGAGACGGUGGUAUAUACCUACAACUUACAAGUUGGGUGUGCUCCCCUGCAAUUCUCAGUGCUUGUUGAACCUGAAGCAGAUCAACCAAAUCACUACACCCUCUCACUUUCAAUGAAAGCUGGUUAUGUUGAAAGAGCGCUCUGUGAUCCAGUCACCCUGAGACUAUCAAUAGACCCCCGGCGGCUGGACUUCUCUACUGCAGGCAUCGACCAUCGGAUAUUUAGCGAUAACGAUCUUUGGGUUGGGAGAGACCCCGAUUUUCGAUCUGUCGGAGACGCUUGUUUUGCUGUACUGCGAAAUGCAACACAAGACAUGCUGAUAUAUCAGGGCGUCGUAGGUCGUGCGCACGUUAGCUUUAUAAUAAGAUGGAAGCUCGUAGAAGUCGGCCUAUACAGUCUCUCCCUAGAGUACGAAGCCGGAGGCGCCGGUCGAACACUCUUCGAAAAUCACUACAUGAGACUAGAGUGCGAACCACAAAUCGUCUCAUUCCUGAUUUACGUCAUACCUGUAACUUCAACACCCGCUGGCGCAUCCCACCGCCUCCGCUUCUGGCUCCGCACACCCUUCGUAUCGCAGUCCCCCGCCUCCUCCACCGUCUCUCAAUCCGAAUCCUACAUCUACCAGCGCAUAUGGAAAUCAGACGAUUUCAAGAUAGGCGCUGGUCUCAACUUUGAAGCACUAGGAUCUAAACUUGUGAUGGGUGUCCGCGAUCCAGAUUCACCGCGAAUAGAACGUGAUCUUCCGUGUUUGGACCCUAGCCGACGCCGGAGCUUGCGGACACCUACGAACUGCAAUUGGUAAGCUCGUCUCUAUCACACAAUUUUUGACCCCAGUACCUCACAUAUUUAUGAACCUGAUGCUAUGCUUCUCACCUCACGACAGUUCUGACAUGCACGUUUAUUUCAUUUAUUUAUUCACAUCCCACAUUUAACAUCGAAGAAAAUUUAUAGUUCAUACGUAAACUACGAUA
Suillus subaureus is the source of this 1363-nucleotide messenger RNA. RefSeq lists its product as uncharacterized. The record is from RefSeq and is a predicted model, not a curated record. The transcript is spliced from 6 exons. NCBI's taxonomy places the organism in Eukaryota, Fungi, Basidiomycota, Agaricomycetes, Boletales, Suillaceae. The coding region runs from base 304 to 1194 and encodes 296 amino acids.